This is a messenger RNA of Cooperia oncophora, 399 nucleotides long. NCBI's taxonomy places the organism in Eukaryota, Metazoa, Nematoda, Chromadorea, Rhabditida, Trichostrongylidae. The record is from the annotation of a GenBank genome assembly.
AUGGACUCGAUGCAAUUCACAAACGCUCACUCAGAAGUCGUAUGCACCACCUCGAGCUCGACCACUACCCUGGGCACCAACAAGAACACCACUUUAGGCCACACCUCUACCACGGCAAGCACAUCAUCCUCUAUAAAACAAACUACAGCCGCCGCCUGUGAAGAUGACCCCAAUACGAACUGUGCGAAGCUGAAAGCUCAGUGCUCGGAUCCGCGUUACGAUGACCUGCUGAACAAGCAUUGUCAAAAGACGUGUGGUAGAUGCAGUGUGACAAGUGCGCCAUGCUUUGAUGCUUCUUCCGAGUGCUCUUUAUGGAAUAUCAACGGUUUCUGCAACAAUACCUUCUACACAGAUGAAAUGAAGGAAUAUUACUGCUCAAAGACGUGCCACUUCUGUUGA